Rana temporaria (common frog) is the source of this 1706-nucleotide messenger RNA. RefSeq names its product cytochrome P450 2G1-like. NCBI's taxonomy places the organism in Eukaryota, Metazoa, Chordata, Amphibia, Anura, Ranidae. The record is from RefSeq and is a predicted model, not a curated record. Gene Ontology annotation, biological process: xenobiotic metabolic process. Gene Ontology annotation, cellular component: cytoplasm; intracellular membrane-bounded organelle. Bases 39 to 1523 code for a protein of 494 amino acids. Gene Ontology annotation, molecular function: heme binding; oxidoreductase activity, acting on paired donors, with incorporation or reduction of molecular oxygen, reduced flavin or flavoprotein as one donor, and incorporation of one atom of oxygen; iron ion binding. The transcript is spliced from 9 exons.
ACAUUGAGAACUGAGCUACUGCUGAAGGUGAUUCCGACAUGGAAAUAACAGCAUUGGCAACCCUGGUCCUCAUUUUGCUUCUCUCUUUUAUGUUUAUUUAUUCAACAUGGGAUAAAAUGUAUAGGAAUCGCAAUUUGCCCCCUGGACCAACCCCCCUGCCAGUGAUUGGGAACUUGCUGCAUGUAAAGAGAGGAGAAAUGGUAAAGUCCUUGAAUCAGCUAAAAGAGAAAUACGGGUCAAUAUAUACUCUGUAUUUUGGCUCACGCCCAGCAGUAAUCCUCUGCAGCUACCAAAUGGUGAAAGAGGUUCUUAUUGACCAUGCAGAUGAAUUCAGCAACCGUGGCCAUAUGCCGACAGUGGACAGAUUCUUCAAUGCACAUGGGCCGAUCCUGAGCAAUGGAGAACGAUGGAAACAACUACGUCGAUUCACAUUGAUGACACUGAGGAAUUUUGGGAUGGGAAAAAGAAGCAUUGAAGAGAGAAUACAAGAAGAAGCUCAUUUUUUAAUAGAGGAGCUCAGGAACCAGAAACAAUCACCGAUAAAUCCCACCAAUCGCCUGGUCCAGUCUGUGUCCAAUGUCAUCUGCUCUGUAGUGUUUGGAAGCAGGUUUGAGUAUGAAGAUAUGAAGUUUCUGAGACUUCUCAGUAUGUUCAAUGAAACAUUCCAGCUCAUGGGCUCCACCUGGGGACAGCUGCAUGACAUGAUUCCUGAGAUAAUGGACUAUGUUCCUGGACCCCACCAAAGAAUAAACAAUUUACUGCAAAAUCUAUUAGACUUUGUGUCUGAGAGAGUAAAGAUCAAUCAGGAAACCUUGGACCCCUCAGACCCCCGGGAUUACAUAGACUGCUUUCUUAUCAAGAUGAAUCAGGAAAGGCAAAAUCCAUCUUCAGAAUUUAACAUAAAGAGCCUGUUGUUGACCGUCCUUCAGCUGUUUUUUGCAGGAACAGAAACAGUGUCUAGCACCCUCCGUCACGGUCUUCUUAUCCUUGUUCACUACCAUGAGAUACAAGACAAACUGCAUCGAGAGAUUGAUGAAGUAAUUGGAGUGAACCGAAGACCUAACAUUGAGGACCGAAGCAAAAUGCCUUACAUGGAUGCCGUAAUUCAUGAGAUUCAGAGAUUCAGUGAUGUUCUGCCACUCAAUCUUCCACAUGCUUCGCAACAAGAUACUAAAAUUAAUGGCUAUACCAUACCAAAGGGUACUGAUAUAUAUCCAAUGCUCUUCUGUGCUCUGAGAGAUCCCAGCCAUUUUAAGACUCCACAUUCGUUCAACCCUGGGCAUUUCCUGGAUGAGAAUGGCAGCUUCAAAAAACAGGACGCCUUCAUUCCAUUUUCCACAGGUAAACGGGUCUGUGCUGGCGAGGGGCUGGCUAAGAUGGAGCUCUUCCUGUUUUUCACCACCAUCUUGCAGAACUUCAAGUUGACCUCAAAGAUGAAAUUUACUGAAGCCGACAUCAGUCCAAAGAUGACCGGAUUCUCCAACAUUCCAAUUCCUUACGAGCUCUCGUUUGUCCCUCGUUAAUUGAGCACAUGGAGAAUUUACACACGGACAGCCUCGUUAUACAAGCUGCUUAAGAUUAUUAUCCUUAUAUUUUGUGUUGUAAAAAUAUUAUAUGCAGUUUAACCGGAAAAUUUUACCCCCUUCCUGACCAGAGCAUUUUUACAAUUUGGCACUGCGUCGCAUUAACUGACAAUUGCGUGAUUG